This is a messenger RNA of Colletotrichum truncatum, 966 nucleotides long. RefSeq lists its product as uncharacterized. NCBI's taxonomy places the organism in Eukaryota, Fungi, Ascomycota, Sordariomycetes, Glomerellales, Glomerellaceae. The record is from RefSeq and is a predicted model, not a curated record.
AUGGAUCCCAAUCCCGUUCCUGGAGCUGUCCCUGCUGUUGCUGGCAUCGACGCAGUCCCUGAGACAGCACAGAAGCCUGUGGAAACAGCGGCUGUCCCGGUGAAGCCCGCUGAAGAGAAGCCCCUCGAAGAAAAGCCGGCUGAGGAGAAGGUAGCCGAGGACAAGAAGGACGAACCCGCAGCUGCGACGGAGACAGCUGCCGUUUCGGCCACUGAGCCCGCCAAGUUGGAGGAGCCUCCUGCUCUUGCUCCGCCAGCUGAUGCGCCAGCUGCAAACGUGUCUACCGCCGAUGCGCCCAAGCCGGCUUCCGUCGAAGAUGUUCCUGACAAGGACGGUCCUAUUGCCACGACCGGCAUCGAUGAGCCCAAGGCCAUUCCUCCCGAACAGCCGCCAGCCGCGGCCGUCCCAGCUACGAGUACCGCGCCAGCCACCGAGACUGUGAAAAAGUCAGUAGAGGAGCCCAUCGCGCAGGAGCCUGCAAAGGAGCCUGUUGUUGAAGAUGAGCCGGUCAAGGAGCCCGUCAUCGAGAAGCCUGAUGUCGUUAAUGGCGCCGUUACUAAAGAUGUCGAGAUGACUGGUGCCCUCAACGAAAUCGAACCCACCGGUUCGGGAGAGCGCGAGGCGGCGCCGCAAGCUGUUCCUCCGGAGGCCAAGACUGGCGACAAGCGCAAGGCUGAUGACCUCGAGGUCGCCAACGGCGCCAACGGCACCAACGGCGCAGCAGAAGAUAAGCUUGAGGAGAAGCCGGCCGACAAAAAGAUCAAGACUGGCAAGCCCGGCCGACCCCCAACGAACGGCGCAGCCAAGACGUCUCCGAAGAAGGAUGUCGUCAAGGAAAGCCCUAGCAAGGACUCACCAAAGAAGGAAAAGGAGUCUGUGGGCCACAAGGUGGCCAGGAACGUCAAAAAAGUCUUGUCGCCUGUUGGAAAAACUGCGCGUAAGACUCGUUCUCAGGGACCUGCUUGA